AUGUCUAAGAUCAAGGAAACACAAAAUGAGGUGAACAUGUAUAGCCAACACGGAGUACCAUACCGACAUAUGCACACACACAAACUGAUACAGAUGGAUCUUGCUGCGCCCUACCAGCGUGUUAAUAAGCAGGGCUCGCUAGGAGAAGUUUGGAACAUGGAUAAUAAAGCCCCGAGGAAUGAAGCUGCUUAUUCUAGGCGUGCACCGGUUUUAGGCAAUUUGACAGCUGCAUGUAAGAAAAGUAGAGAAAAGCCCAGCAAGGCAUUUUGCAAUCCUAAGGGACAUACGUUAAAGGCCGGGAUUCUCAGUUUAUCGUCGUCAACAACUCGCGAAUUGUUCUUCUAG
Protopolystoma xenopodis is the source of this 345-nucleotide messenger RNA. Lineage: Eukaryota; Metazoa; Platyhelminthes; Monogenea; Polystomatidea; Polystomatidae. The record is from the annotation of a GenBank genome assembly.